Molecule: messenger RNA, 1047 nt
Organism: Adineta steineri
Lineage: Eukaryota; Metazoa; Rotifera; Eurotatoria; Adinetida; Adinetidae
Source: the annotation of a GenBank genome assembly
AUGUUUGAUACACAUUUAUUUAGUUUAUUACAAUUAAUGAAAAAAAUUUUAUAUCCACAAACAUUUGAUCAAAAACAAGAUCAAAAAUUAAAAUCAAAAGAUAAAAAAUAUUUAACAAAUACAAAAGAACAAUACAAAACAAUUGAAAAAAUGAUAAAAUCUCGUUAUGAAUAUAUUAUUUUAGAAGAAAAUAAACGAAAUGAUUUAAUUACAUUUGAUUUAUCUUCAUUCAUUUAUGAAAAGAAAACUGUAGAACAAUAUUUAUUUAUUAAAAAUCAAAUUCAAAAAUCAAAUUUUUUUUUUCUUUAUAAAUAUCUUCAACUUAUAUUAUCAUCAUUAAUUAAUUCGUUUCAAGCAAAUCAACAACAACAAAAAGAUAAAGAUACAUCUUGUGAUGAACCAAGCUUUCUUUCCUCAAUUUUACAAAAAUAUAAUGAACAUUCAAUUGAAUGUAAAAUGGAUUUUACAUUAAAUGCUCCACAAAUACUUACUCUAAUGAAUUCAUAUUCAAAUAAAAUUAUUUUAAUGGAUUUAAGAAAAUUACAAAUGAAUACAGAUUCAAAUUUACAAGAAGAUACAAGUAUUUAUGAAAAAUUCGGUUUAAUUUUUAAAGACAACAAAUUGAGAAAUAAAACAGAUCAACAUUUAUCUACUGGAUGUCUUCAAUUAUCUGGUCUAAGUAUUCGUGGUCUUGCAAUGCUUUCACAAGAAGGUUUACCACAUGAACGUGAAACACUUGAAUAUGCUUGGCAAAUGGAAAUUAUACUUGCACCUAUUCGUUUAUGUAUGUGUAAUAUGCAUACAUCAUUAUGUAAUGAAAGUUUAACUUUAAAAGUUGAUACAAUACAAAUUCGACAAUUAUUACGUCUUUAUCCUGGUUCAUGGUUAGAAGCUGGUUCAAUAAGUGUUCCUGAAUUACGUAUUAAUGCAAAAUUUGAAUGUCAUCCACCAACACCUACUACAAUAAAUGAACAAUUAGAACUUCUUCGCCGACAUGAUCAACAUUCCCAACGACUUCAUUUUCUUUAUAAUUUUAAAUCUCAAUAA